GAUUGGAAGCCAGGGCAGUCAUAUACAUCGUGUAAAUCAAGAAGAGCCUUGAAAAUAAAUUGAUUUGAAAUGAAGACUUUUGCCAUUGUAGCCGUAGUUCUGCUGGGACUAAGUGCCGUACAAGCGGCUCGUCCAUCAUCGGAAAAAGUUCUCGAAGAGAUCGAGAAAGUGCGACCUCGCUACAAGGAGAUUCAGGACUUUGUAAUCCGCACGAUUAGUGAUGCCCGGUUGAAAAGCUCGGAACAACUUGCCAAAUUCCAUUCGGAUGUUCUCUUGGUAAAGCAAACAUUUGUGAUAGAUGCCAUCAAGAAGGAGGAUGCUCUACUGUUCCAGGUAAACAAUCAACCAUCAACGGUGGAUACAUCUUGCCUUUCGUUCAUCAAGACCUUGGCUGACAGUUUUAUGAAUCUGUCAGGAACGGGAUUCUCCACCUGCAUCACUGAAGCCAGUGAUAGUUUGGAAAAAGUCAUUUCUGCUUUCUACGCAUUGCUGCAGCAAGAUGAAACGGAAUACAUUGGCAUCGGUUUGUUGAAUGUUUUCAAGGGUGAGAACAUCUUCUAUUCUCCCGAGUCACUUAUGUACAAGCUGCAACAAAAGGCCGUAUCAAUGGAAGGCUACCCUGCAUACCUGGAGGAUGAUUUGAUGAAAACAAUCAACAACUUGGGUUCAAACCUGGAAUCGCUGGAAAUGGCCUACAUUGGAUGUAUGAGCACCAGUGAACAAAUGCUGAAGGAUGGUUUCACAAUGGCACAAAGUCACAUGAGUUUGACUUGCCGAGCUGUGCAGGUCCCGGUACCCAGUACUCCACAAACCGAAGUUGUACCAGACAGCAAUCCCGCGGUGGCCUCGUUGGAUCCUGAAGCUAUCAGACGAUUCCUUGAACGAUUUGGCCUGUAA
Ochlerotatus camptorhynchus is the source of this 897-nucleotide messenger RNA. RefSeq lists its product as uncharacterized. Lineage: Eukaryota; Metazoa; Arthropoda; Insecta; Diptera; Culicidae. The transcript is spliced from 2 exons. The coding region runs from base 70 to 897 and encodes 275 amino acids. The record is from RefSeq and is a predicted model, not a curated record.